Rhodofomes roseus is the source of this 2194-nucleotide messenger RNA. RefSeq names its product Alpha/Beta hydrolase protein. The record is from RefSeq and is a predicted model, not a curated record. The transcript has 8 exons. The coding region runs from base 26 to 1834 and encodes 602 amino acids. NCBI's taxonomy places the organism in Eukaryota, Fungi, Basidiomycota, Agaricomycetes, Polyporales, Fomitopsidaceae.
GUCCAUCUCACCAUCUGCCAGCACUAUGCCAGCACAGCCGCCACCAGUAAAUGGCAAGGCCCUGCACUACUGGACUCUUCGCAACACACGUGCGCAGCAACUAUGGCCGUGUCUUCUCACAUUACUUUACGAACGAUCUCCUCUGAAUGCAUAUUGGGUCAACGGCUCGGACUCUUCGGGCGGAUGCAUCGCAUACGUCAAGCGCGCUCAAGGCUUUGCAUCGGUGGACUGCAGUUCGGAACUGCCCAUUCUAUGCACCCAAACGGCGGCACCAUUUACCAUCGGUGCUGACGACCCGUCGCCUCCUGCGUCGUCCGUUCCAGAUGCCUACAAGACGAUAGUCUCCUCCGAAGAUCUCACUAUCACUGGGUUCCGCGACGCCCGCACAUUCCGAUUCUUGGGCAUCCCGUACGCUGUGCCUCCUGUCGGCGCUCUUCGCUUCGAGCCCUCUCAAGCAUACAAUGGCUCGAAUAAUGUGUCCGCGCUGACUACCGGUGCCUCCUGCAUGCAGCCCUACUUCGGCAUAGUCGUGCCGGGACCUCGACAGUCCGAAGACUGCCUAUUCUUGAACAUAUUUACGCCAUCACUGCGUGCUGCUGACAUCCCCACGAACAAAGGAGACGACGAAACUAGACCGGUCAUUUUCUGGAUUCAUGGAGGUGCCUACGUAUCCGGAGCUGCCAGCCAUCUUGGCUCCUACGACCGUCUUGGGUCCUUGGGUAGUCUCGCCUCCCCGUUUCUUCUUGUCGGCAACCAGACGCUCUCCGAUCAGAUUCUGGCCCUCGAGUGGGUACAGAAGUACAUCUCUGCGUUCGGCGGAGACCCUACGCGCGUGACCAUCAUGGGCGAGAGCGCGGGUGCUGCCUCUGUCGGUGCGCUUAUUUCCUCGCCCGCGGCGAAGGGCCUGUUCCACGCCGCGACUAUGGAGUCUUUCCCGCUGAACUGCUCGAUCACGGACGAGGCAAAGUAUGUCAGCUGCCUGCGUGCUCUCCCCGAGUCCGCGUUUGCGACGGACGUGAUCGUGUACUUCAGCCCGAACCAAUCGGUCUACAAUGGCCAGCCCCUGUCGGAAGAGGUCUGGCUCCCAAGUAUCAACGCGACCAUGCUUCUGGGCCAGCUGAACGACCUCUUGGAUAACGGGACUUUGCCCAGCCCGGUGCCGAUAAUGAUGGGGACGAUGGAGGACGACGGCACGCUCUUCCUGUACGAUGAUGUGUCGAGCCCGUUUCCCGAGAGCGACUAUGACAACUUGUUGUUCGAGGCAUUCGGAGGAGAUCUCGCCACCACCAUCAUCAACUCGACGCUAUUCCCGCUCAACACCUCUGACCCGGACACUGUCCGUAAUACAGUCUCCUACAUCAUCACGCUCUACACCUUCAAGUGUCCCACGCUACAGAUCGCGCGCAAGCUCCCGAACACGACCUACCUCUUCGAGUUCCGACGCGGGCUCCCGCGUGAGGGCCUCCCCACAGUCUGCACGCCACAGUCGCCGGGGCGCCAGCAAGUCUGCCACGAGGAAGACCUGCCCUACGUCUUCGGCACCCCAAGCUUGCUCGGCCAGGCGUUCAAUACCACCGCAGACCUGGACCUCGCGCAGCUGGUGGAGAGGAGCUGGAAUGCGUUUGCGAGAACGCUGGAUCCGAGCGCGGAUAGCAACGAGUGGCCGGCGUUCAACGCGAGCGCAGAGGCGGCGCAGAUUCUGGCGUGGCCGGCGUCGGUGGAGGUCUCGGGUGGGUUGAGUGAGAUGCAGGAGCAGCAGUGCAAGGUCUUUGACAAGUUCGGCUAUGUUUACCAGCACAUCAAUCCUCUAGAGCAGCAAUUUGCUUGGCCCUGAGGCCGAGGUUCAUGGCUACUCCAGUCACUCAUCGAAUUGUAUCCUAGUGUCAUCCCGCCUAUUGCAGUCUAGUCUCCAAAUUCACCGCCUGCGGUGAUUGACAAUCAGGUAUUCAUACUACUAGUGCUCGUCUCCCCUCCUCAUGCUUGUAUAGCCCUCGUCCCUUCGACCCAGACGCACCAGAAAGCCUAUGUUUCUUCAUCGCAGCCAGUGCUAUUGACCGGACGUCCAGAACGGGAGACUUUCCUGGCCAUUGGAACUGCUCCCUUUCCCCCAGACGCCUAUGUACGUGUCCCACUUGUGCGCGUAUGUCCCGCCAUCGUCCCAGUGCUUCUGCCGCAUCUGGCCGGCUUUCUGGGG